AAUAUUAAUCUUUCUAAAGUUAAUGGUACCAUUUGUAGUACUGUUGUGCUUCUGCGCAGCAGCCUUCCAUGACGUGGAAUCACUUAGACAUGGUAAUGGCGGUAUUUACGUUGGAAGCAAUGGAAGGAAAAUCGGUAGUGCCUUACACUUACAGGUUGGAACUAUACCAAAUUGGCUAAAUCCGCUGGUCUACUUACAUCGCAAGAAUACAAGGAUAUUGCUAUAUAAUAACCUCAUGAAUGUACCAAUAUUCGUGGCAGUAGACUCAAAGGGGAUGCUCUUAGUAUCGCAUUAUCCAUCGAAUGAGUUGCAGAAGACGUUGAAACAAAAUGACAUACAAAUAAAUAGCGAGAUCUAUAGGAAGGUUGCACCGGAACCGCCACAGAUUGUUGAAGACUUUCUACAGCUGUUCAAUGGUAGCGAUGUAAACACCUCAGCUGUAACCAGCAACCAUAAUGCAGAGGACAUAACGCACUUGAUGCCGAACAUUGUACUAUACUUCAUGGAUCCUAAUGCAUGUGAAGCUCACGUCAUAGAAUUACGGAAACAGGGAAUAGAAGCUCAUCUAAAGGAAUUAACCCUGACGGAUUAUAUUCAACAUUUAUACAACACUAGCCGUGAUUCGGAUCCGUUAUUACUACCGUUGUCUGAAGCACUCAUACACGCUACGCAUAAUGGACAGUCUGUGUUCAAAGGCACGCCUCUAUUUACUACAGACCCGCCUAUUGCAAUAUCUAAGGUCAAAAGCGAUACGCACCAAUUCGAUAUGUCAACAGAAAAGUUGGUAAUAUUCUCGUCACCAGAAGAAGCAAAGGAAAUAUAUAGGAAAGCAUGUUCAAUGGGUAACACAAGUAUUGAACUCAACGGGGAAACUUUUCAUUAUAAAGUGCUCCAUGAUAAAUGGCCGUGGUCACCAAAGAUACUUUUAACUAGUCUAGAAGCACUGUGCCAGCGUAUAGACACUAGGGAGCCUUUCUGGGCAGGUAUCAUACACAUUCAGCCCAAAAUGCAAAAUUUAAACAGGAAUGAAACGAGUAACACUGUUGAAUGCGGAUAUAAUGCUAAAUCUUUGUGGCAGGCGCUACAAAGGCUUAUAUCAACCGUUGUGUGAUGCAACACACUGGCACCAAUUUAGG
Molecule: messenger RNA, 1136 nt
Organism: Babesia bovis T2Bo
Lineage: Eukaryota; Apicomplexa; Aconoidasida; Piroplasmida; Babesiidae
Exons: 1
Coding region: 23-1111 (362 amino acids)
Source: RefSeq, a predicted model, not a curated record